Cuscuta campestris is the source of this 1246-nucleotide messenger RNA. The record is from the annotation of a GenBank genome assembly. NCBI's taxonomy places the organism in Eukaryota, Viridiplantae, Streptophyta, Magnoliopsida, Solanales, Convolvulaceae.
AACUCAUCACUUCUUCAUAAGUUUCUUCACUUCUUCUAGUUCCGCUGUCACUGCGCUUCUUCCCUGGCUAGUCUGUCCACGCCGCUGCUUCCUUGUUUCUCUCCGCACGGCAUUUACCAGAGCGCCCGACUGUAAGCAAAAGCAAAUGAUAAUCUGAGAUGUCGAAAUUCACAUGGAGGAUUGAAAACUACUCGCAAUUGGAUGCCAAAUAUCUCGUUUUUGUUGUCAAUGGUAACAAGUGGAUGUUGCGUCUUUAUAAAAAGGACGCGAUCUAGAUCAACAUUUGUCUCUGUACCUUCGUGUGGCCGAUUCAUAUAACUUACAGGCAGAAUGGGGAAUGCCCACAAAGUUCACCAUAUCUAUUAUUAACCAGAUACACCCCAACAAAACCAUCAAGAUGGAAUGUGAACAGACUUUCGAUUCUCAAGAAUGUAGUUGGGGCUGGUCAAGAUUUAUCGAGCUUAGUAGAUUUCAUGAUGAAAGCGGAGGGUAUCUUGUUAAUGACACAUGCUUGAUUGAAACUGAAGUUUAUGUUUCUUCAGCUUCCUCGGAUAAAGAUUCGAAUUCUUCGGUUGCUAUUGGUCUUGUGGAACCUGUGUUCAUCGCUGCUCAAUCAUUUCUUGAAUCAUUGCCCAAGGCACCAUCCAGCUCGGCGUCUAAUUCUCCAACUUGUGGAAUGCCUUUGUUUAAAGGACACACAACUUUUGCGAAAGAAAUCCUCACCAUGCUAAUAUCAUACCGUUUGGAUGACUUUGCCGAUCCCAAGAAUGAGUCGGCAAUGAUGGAUCUCAUUUCUUUGCUUGCCAACAACAUAUCUGCGUUUAGUGAAGUGCAGGCCAAAGAAAUUCUGAACUUGAAAGCUACUUUUCCUCGAAUAUUGAAAGAUUGGAGAUGCUCGAGUCAAGUCAAGGGCACUUUUGAGGAGAGUAAAAGUGUGCUUCAAGAUUUAGUGAAAACAGAAGAGGGAAUAAAGACAGAACUGGAGGAGCUAAACAAGAAAGAAACAGAAUUGGAAGCGGAGUUGAAAGUCAUCGAAAGCAAGAGGCAGAUGCUCAAAGAGGAAAAAGAAAGAGUGUCAAAGCAGAUGAAGAUAGUUUGUUGUCUUGUUGAGGAGAAGGCUAGCAAUAUCGGAGCUCAAUAUUUGAAGGUGGACUGUGCAAAGUACCAAUGGCUGGAGCAGAGAUUGAAGUCAAAGUGGGCUUUAAUGAGACAUCUCUUUGCCUGAUAAUGAAAAGUGGGAUUUUCA